CUUUGUCCAUCCACAUGAUCCCUACAGAAAUUCAUGGCCUUCCACCCAAUCGCCCGCCUCUCUUUCAUGCUCGCACAGACGAAUUUUCUUGGGCAAUUAAGGGUGCCAUUAAACAAUGGAAGUGUAAAACCCAAGGAAUCUGUUCGCAACGACCCUCAUUUAUUAUCGGCUGUUUGACUUGAAUAGAUUUUUCUUCUCUGCGUCCGAUCCUUACUCCCUCGUCGCCUCGCCUUCUUGCUAACGCAAUGAUGUGCUGUGCUCCUCUCUGCACCACUUUUUGGCAAGUGCUAUCAGCAGAAGCAAAUAUAUGACGGAAGAAGGGGAAGAAGUCAAUUACAAUUUCUCUUGCCUUUCUCCCCGUCCUGAAAGCCUGCCCUCUUUCCUUCUCUGCAGUCUCUGCCGGAAAGGCUUGUCUCUUCUCUUGCUUGUUUUGCUCGCUGCCAUUGUCGUAUUAGAUACAUACUUUCAGCCCACCACGUUCUUUGCAUCAAGGGGCAGACGCCUUUCCAACAACUUUCCAAGAAGAACCCCAAUUUCUUCUGUUCUUGAUCUUAUUCAACCUGAAGCCCUGAAGCGAUAUCAAGAUUCCCCAUUUCUUAAGACAAUGUUCAACGCCCAGGCCUCUUCUGACCAUUUCCUCUGAUUCUCUCUCUCACUCUAGCUCUCGACCAUUUCCGUGUAGGUCAAAACUAUCAUAUUCCUAGUCAUUUUGAUAAUAUAGAAACCCAUUUCAGACGCCAACCUCGAAUAUCCCCAUCGUUUUUUCUUGUGCACACAGGAAAAGUUCAGAAACUAGCAGGGGCAUGUUUCUCCUUUCGCUCAUCUUUCCCUAUUCAAUCCUUGAAUAAGAGCAGAUUUACGGAAACAAGAGGGAGAGAUGUCUCAACUGCUAAAACCCUUUCCCGAAGAUCUAGACACGGAGGACGUCAAUGGCAUUCCUUCCACGCCAGGCAAAUUCAAACUGGAGAAGUCUGCUCCCUUUUCCUUCCGUCGCAACCUCCGCUUCCAAUCCUCCUUCUAUAAACUGGCUUUCUGGUCGGCCGUCAUCAUCAGCGCAAUCCUCUUCUUCUUCCUCCGACCAUCCCCAUCUUCCGCCUCUCCUUCCUUCUUCACCAUUCACGCCUCCUAUGGAGGGCGAUCAUGGGAGAAGCUCGUCCGCUCCUCCAUCAGGACCAAGCGGCCCAACGCUCCGACCGUACUGGUUACCGGCGCCGCCGGCUUCGUGGGAUCACACGUCUCCGCCGCCCUGAAGCGCCGAGGCGAUGGCGUGCUUGGCCUUGACAACUUCAACGAUUACUACGAGCCCUCUCUGAAGCGUGCACGGCAACUCCAACUCCAAAAAUCCGUCGGCGUCUACAUCGUCGAAGGAGACAUCAAUGACGCCGCCCUCUUGGCGAAGCUCUUCGAUGUCGUCCCGUUCACUCACGUCCUCCACCUCGCUGCCCAAGCCGGCGUGAGGUACGCAUUGCAGAACCCGAGCUCCUACGUCCAGAGCAAUGUCGCCGGCUUGGUGAACCUCUUCGAAGCAUGUCGAAUGGCGAAUCCGCAGCCUGCCAUCGUAUGGGCAUCUUCCAGUUCGGUCUAUGGAUUGAACACAAAGGUGCCAUUUUCAGAGUCUGAUCGAACGGACCAGCCAGCGAGCCUCUAUGCGGCCACCAAAAAGGCAGGGGAAGAGAUAGCCCACACGUAUAACCAUAUUCAUGGCCUCUCCAUUACUGGGCUGAGGUUUUUCACAGUUUAUGGGCCUUGGGGUAGGCCAGACAUGGCUUAUUUCUUCUUUACAAGAGACAUCUUGAAAGGGAAAAGCAUACCCAUCUUCGAAGAUGCUGAUCAUGGUGCUGUCGCCAGGGACUUCACCUACAUUGAUGAUAUUGUCAAGGGGUGUCUGGCCUCAUUGGACACAGCUAAGAAGAGCACAGGCAGCGGUGGGAAGAAGAGGGGUCCUGCCCAGUUGAGAACCUUCAAUCUGGGGAACACCUCGCCAGCUCCUGUGACCGAAUUGGUCAACAUCUUGGAGAAACUAUUGAAGGUGAAGGCAAAGAGGAAAGUGAUGAAGUUGCCGAGGAAUGGAGAUGUGCCGUUCACGCACGCGAACAUCAGCCUCGCACAAGAAGAGUUGGGCUAUAGGCCGACGACAGACUUGCAAACUGGAUUGAAGAAGUUCGUGAAAUGGUAUCUAGACUACUACAAAAAUUCUGGUAGGAAGCGUCGUGCGGGCAGUAGUUUUGGGCUCUGAUUCAUGGUUUUGAUGGUAGAACUGCCUGAAAACUUAUUGAUUUUGAUAGUAGUCUCACUGCUUCCAUUUUUUAGUGACAAUCAUAUAAAGGCCUGUGAUUGAUCCCUGUUGUUUGAGUUUUGUUCUCGAUUGCUUGUGAUUCAUAAGGGUGAUAAUGGAGCUAGAAAACGCCGGAACCUCUUAUUCUUCAUUGUAAUAGAUCAUUGCUGCGCAAAAUAUUAUUGUCAAGGGGAUAAAAGAUCUCCACUGGGUUGGCAGAUAGCACUGUUCGCUCCUCUUUUUUUUUUUUUUUGGUGGGUUUCAAAAUUUGUAUGGAGGAUGGAUGGAUACAAUUCAUUUGUAGAUGGCUAGUCUGCACUUGAACAUGGCACAUGAGAGUAUCUGCCCUCUGAACCACUUCUGGUUCUUGCAGAGGUGACAAGCUUUGGUGAUAAGAGGUGUGCAGUUCAUGAGACUAACAAAAUGAAUGUCUGAACUGAACUGCACUGUUUGUUUCUCAACCUCUGUAUUUUGUGUUCCUUUUUUCAAUUAUGGAGAAACACUUUCUCAAGAUGGUGGGAAUCAUGGUUACGCUGAUUUAUCUAAUGUACUUGUAAUUGCCUUUUGGAGGGUGUAGAGCUCAAAAGAAAAGGUUCCUCGACCCCCAAAACCUUUACUUGGUUCAACUGCAGCAGCUCUAAUUGACUAGAUCUCCCCUGAUUGAGCUGAUCCCUUGAUUUCCAUGACAUCCAUGCUUGUUCGUAGAAGUCUGGCACCCUUUUUUUUUUUUACUGCUAUUCAAGUUGAAAAUGCGUAGCUCCUUUUUCCCUUUGUCCCUAAGCCUUGCUCUCGUGUCCUUAGACAUGGUCUGAAUCCUUCAGUUCUUCUUUCUUUCAUCUUGUCCAGCAAAAAGACUUGUUCAUUUUAC
Molecule: messenger RNA, 3143 nt
Organism: Nymphaea colorata (pocket water lily)
Lineage: Eukaryota; Viridiplantae; Streptophyta; Magnoliopsida; Nymphaeales; Nymphaeaceae
Product: UDP-glucuronate 4-epimerase 2-like
Exons: 1
Coding region: 878-2236 (452 amino acids)
Source: RefSeq, a predicted model, not a curated record